Messenger RNA from Pseudoliparis swirei, 3973 nucleotides. RefSeq names its product phospholipid phosphatase-related protein type 4-like. NCBI's taxonomy places the organism in Eukaryota, Metazoa, Chordata, Actinopteri, Perciformes, Liparidae. Gene Ontology annotation, molecular function: phosphatidate phosphatase activity. The transcript has 12 exons. The coding region runs from base 1 to 2868 and encodes 955 amino acids. The record is from RefSeq and is a predicted model, not a curated record. Gene Ontology annotation, biological process: axonogenesis; signal transduction; phospholipid dephosphorylation.
AUGUCUCGCGCUAAGGAGCGACUGAAAGGCGGGAACGAGACCAAGGACAGCGUAACGCUGCUGCCGUGCUUUUAUUUUGUAGAGCUCCCGAUCCUGGCCUCCUCAGUCGUCAGUCUUUACUUCCUGGAACUGACGGAUAUAUUCCAGCCGGUGCAUUCUGGGUACAGUUGCAAUGACCGCAGUCUGUCUCUUCCCUACAUCCUGCCCAGACAGGAAGUCUGCACACUGCCUCUGCUCCUUAGCUUGGCCUUCGCCGCUCCUACUGCAACUAUCCUCAUCGGGGAGGCCAUCCUGUACUGCUAUCUGUCCCGGAGGUCCUCGGCCUCGCAGACGGAGGCCAACAUCAACGCUGCCGGCUGUAACUUCAACUCCUACAUCCGCCGGGCCGUACGCUUCAUAGGCGUCCAUAUCUUCGGGCUUUGUGUGACGGCCCUGAUAACGGACAUCCUCCAGCUGUCCACCGGUCAACACACACCCUAUUGGCUGGACGUGUGCAAACCCAACUUGACCCACAUCAACAUGUCCACCUGUGAUGAAGCUUUUAUUCUGGAGGACAUCUGCUCCGGACAAGAUGUCGGGCUCAUCAACGCUGGGAGGAAGUCGUUCCCCUCCCAGCAUGCAACUCUGGCGGCCUUUGCUGCUGUCUACAUCUCAAUGUACUUCAACACGGUGCUGACGGACUCGGCCAAGCUGCUGAAGCCUCUGCUGGUGUUCUCCUUCGUCAUGCUGGCCAUCCUGGCCGGGCUGACCCGGAUCAUCCAGUUCAGGAACCAUCCUGCGGACGUCUACUGUGGCUGGCUGCUGGGGUCGGCCAUCGCUGUGUACCUGGGUGUCUACGCCGUGGGGAACUUCCACCCCAGUGAGGAUCGGUCAAGAUGUCGAGCGCCUGCCCCGACCCUGAGAGAGCCCCCCCCUUCUUCCCUACCCAACGUCAGCCAAUCAGCGAUAAGCAACAGCCACCAAGGUCACCGCUCCCUGGCUCCCAGCCAACCAGAGCCCAUCAUCACGAGGACCUCCUCCCACACUUUAUCCCCCAACCAACCAGAGCGCAUCCUGAAGCGCAGCGCCUCCUACCGAGAGCCGUCCCUGUCCAAUCUGAAGCGAGCCAGUGCCGAGGUGGAGGUGAUCACCCCAUCCAGUCCCCUGGGUAACCAUGACAACAUGAUGACCUUCAGCAGCAGCACACUGCCCAGGUCUCACGGAGGCUCCUCAUUGGAGGAAGGUCGCAUCCCACGCCGCCACGCCUCCAUCCACACAUCGAUGGACUCCACCCGAUCCAAACAACUGCUCAGCCAAUGGAAGAAUAAGAACGACAACAGGAAGCUGUCCCUGCAGGUGAUGGAUGGAAUAAGACCCGCCUCCUCCUCCUCUCCUCAGAGGAACAUGGAGCUGCGCUGCUCCUCUGAACCUUCUGCCAUGGGCCUGGAGGAGCACCGGGGUGGACUACACCUGCCUUCCCUGAUUGCUUUCCAGGAGACCGAUCUGCGAGCUGGGGCCCACAUCCCCGCUCAGUACAUGAAGCUAGCAGCCAGCUCUGUUCCUAUGGCCAAUCACAACCACCUGACCCAUAACGGCAGCACCGGAUUGGCUGCUGGAGCCAGAGUGUCUAUCCAAUCCCGACCUGGAUCUUCCCAGCUGGUCCACAUUCCUGAGGAGGAACAUCUCAACAGCAAGGACCAGGAAAGUGAAUCAGAGGACAGCCUGAUGGAUGGGGGCGGGUCCGUGAGGGAGAAGUGGCUGCGAGUGGCUGAGAAGACCUCCAUCCCCUGCAGGCCGCUCAGCGCUGGAGGGCAGCCUCGCCUCAUGCAGGUGAUAGCCUUAUCCAAACAGCAGGGUCUGCUUCACUCUGCUCGGUCUGAGGAUGGAGGAAGCACCGUCAGCUGCACUGGAUCCAUUCGGUACCGAGCCCUGACCGACCAGGACCCAUCACCACCGACCUCCACCACCGGAGCAGUGGGAGGAGGAGGUUUGGAAAGAAGUGGCAGUAUAGUCCGUGUUGACGCCCACCCAGAGUCCAGAUCAAACAAACCGGUGGUGAAACCACCGAGCACCGACGGAAGUGGCUCCUGGCGAUGGAAGCAACCAGAUCAACGCCCUUCGCUCCGACAGUCGGCUUUCGCCCUCAACGAGUUGAACAGACACACCGACAGCUGUGAUUCGCUGAGGGAUGGAGAGUCAGUGGAUGGGCGGAGGAGCGUGACAGGAACCGAAACUGAGAGCGAAGGAGGAGGAGAUGGAGGGGGAGAAGGAUUGGAAAUGGGUGGUGAAGGAGGUGUAUACACAAACCACCCACAUGUUGUGUACCCCUUACACCCCAAUAACCCCAACAACUUCCAGCACCCCAAUUUUAACCCCAACAAUCCAAACAACUUCAACCCCAACUCUGCCGAUUUCAACCCCAACACGCCCAACUCCAACAUGCCAUUCCCCCCAACUGCCACCUUUGCUCCUCCCUUCCACCCUCACCCUCAGGCCAUCACCACCAUCAGGGUCACCCCGGUGGAGGGAACGGCAGUCAGCAGUGACGGUGGCUCGGACUGCCAGUCGGUUGCUUCCUCCAGCCGAGAGUCCACCCUGCGGAGGACAAGUGGCUCCCAGUUCGCCCACGCCCCCGAUCGAGGGCCCACCCCCGACCCCCACAAUAACCACCGCCUCUGUGACGAUGGUAACCGCCUCGACAAUGAGAGCAGCAACCGGUUCCACGAAAAUCUUAGAAGUUUUCAAGAAAAUCCUAUCCAUCCGAAUCACCCCAACAGGCAGUUGCAGGGGAUGUAUGGCCGUCCCAGCCCAACCCCUCCCCCUACCUUACCACGCCCUUUCCUAAGUCACACUCCACCCCCUACUCUGGGGUUGGCCUAUAAAGAAUGACACGCCCGGUGUUAGAUUAAUUCACCUUUACGUGUGAUCAUGUGUCCAUGGCCAGUACAGCAUUUCAAUGGUGAUGCUGCAUGGUCCUUUCAGAACUAGAAACUAGAAUGGGCCAGAGAUGAAUUGUAUUUGGAUUCUCUGUCCACCAUCAUGGGUCAGCCAACAGAGGAGGCCAAACACAUGUCAGCUCAUACCACAGCAUCUCACCUGGCUAAUUAGGGGACACUAUGUAACCAAUGGAGUCCCCAAUCUAAUAAUUAUGAGGUCUUACAAGGAGAUGUACCGUAAGCUUAUCAAAACGUAUUAGCAAGGAGUUCAUGAUCCUCCUUGGGUCGAAAGCCAUAGAGACACAAUUAGCCCUGCCCAAAGUCUCCAACUGGCCAGUAAGAACGGACUAUAGUCAGGGCCCAACAUAAGAGGGAGGAGCUUUAAUAUCUUUUCUUUUUGAUUUAUUUUCUUUAUCUGGAUAAACCCAGGCAAUUUUUUGGUAAAUGUAAUAUAUUAAGUGCCGUUGCUUCAUAGGCACAAGGUAAAUGGACUAAAUACUGCUGAUCCCUUGACUCCACCCCCCACACUCUGUCCAAUAGGAUUCAGCCUCUCUCCCUGUCUGAUUCCUGUAUAUUACAUCAUCACAAUAUGUAUACAUACAGCAUAUUCCCAGCUUGUAUCCUUUAUUCAAACACAGAUAACUAUAUGAUACAUAGUUUACGAUGUACAUGCCAUUAGAUGUACAUGACGGUGUUGUACAUAGGAAUGUGGGCCGCAGUGGGAAGCCACGGGCUCACUGUUUCUUAGUUCAUGGAUAAGAACAAUAUCACGGGACAUACCUGUUGUUUCAAUAUAGUUCAACAAUCUUUCUGUUUUUUACAUGCUGUGAUUUAAUUGAUGUACAGUAUCUGCAUUAUGGUGACUGUUCAUUUCAGCAUGCGAGUCAUCUGAACUCAGUUAGUUUUCUCUCUUUGGUUCAUUUUUCUCCCAGUAUUACAUUUUUGUUUUUAUGGCAACUGUUGGGGGGGAAAAGGAUCUAUAAUAAUUUUGGCAUAAAGUUGUGAUAUCUUUUAAUAAAAGGGUUACAUUGUGACCAGACCAAGUUAUAGUAAUAUGC